This is a messenger RNA of Spodoptera littoralis (African cotton leafworm), 2649 nucleotides long. Lineage: Eukaryota; Metazoa; Arthropoda; Insecta; Lepidoptera; Noctuidae. The record is from the annotation of a GenBank genome assembly.
AUGGCUGAUAGUGAUGAUGAAUACGAUCGCAAAAGGCGUGAUAAAUUCCGUGGUGAACGCGGCACCGCUGAAGGAAGCAGUUAUCGAAGUAGUGACCGACGCGAAGAAAGAAGUCGUGGCCGGGAAGACUGGUCUGAGAGAUCUCGUGGAGGUCGCUCUGGUCCUGACUACAGGGACUACCGUGGAGGAGCCAGUGCCAGCCGAGGGUACUCACCAGUCAGAGGAGAAGGUCCACCUACCAAACGUAUUAGACCUGAUUGGCCUAUUGAUGACAGAAGAUAUGGGGGUAUGCCACAUGACUCUUAUGGGUAUGGUUGGCCUCAUGAUCAUUUUGGUCCUCAUCUGGCCCAUCAAGGUUAUGGGCAACCUAUGGCACCCGUCCCAGCCAGGGAUGCAGUCAUGCCCUUAGGAGCAACAGAUGGCCCUCCCACGAUGAUGUCUUUCAAGGCAUUUCUUGCAGCUCAAGAUGAUUCCAUAACAGUGGAUGAUGCCAUCCAGAAGUACAAUGAAUACAAGCUCGAGUUUAGGAGACAACAACUUAAUGAGUUUUUCGUUGCUCAUAAAGAUGAGGAAUGGUUCAAGAUCAAAUAUCACCCUGAAGAGUCCAUAAAACGCAAGGAAGAGCAACUUGGGGCAUUAAAGAAUCGACUCAAUGUGUUUCUUGAGCUAUUGGAGAAAGGAGAACUGGAUAAAGUGUCAGUAGACAUUGACAAGUCUGACAAAUUGAUCAGGCUUCUGGACACCGUAGUCAUCAAGCUAGAAGGUGGCACUGAAGAAGAUUUAAAAGAGCUGGAUGAACCUCCACCACAGGAAAAUGCCACUUCAAAUGAUAAAGCAGACAAAACUGAUUCUGACAAGCCAGUUGUUAUAGAUGUUGAUGAUGUAAAGGUUAAAGAAGAGAAGGAAGAAGACAAGAAAGAAGAGAAAAAAGCGCCCGAGUCUCCGAAACCAACAGCGCCAUUGACCAUGGAGAUUGAUCCUCAUUUACGUCAACUACAGGAGCAGGCGAAACUGUUCUCUCGCUUCAACUCUACAGGAACUGAACCUGAGCAGGAGGAAGUGAAGGAAAAGGAACCUCCACCACCAGGCUCAUCAUCCAGUUCUUCGUCAUCUAGUUCAUCGUCGUCCAGUUCAGAAGAUGAGGGCGAAUCUACCACUCGUCGGAAGUCGAAGUCUAAGUCCAAGACUCCUGAUAAGUCUCCCAAACAACAGGAAAAGGCUAAAUCCAAGUCACCUAGUGUAGAGAAAAUGGUUACAAAUAACAUUGAAAAUGAUAAGGAUAAGGAAAAAAGUGGAGAUGAGAAAGCGGAGUCCAUCAGUGAUGUUGUUAUGGAGAAAAAAGAGUGUCGGGCUCUGCAUAAAACAACUUCCAUUUUCUUAAGGAAUUUGGCGCCUACCAUCACCAAGGCUGAAGUGGAAGCUAUGUGCAAGCGUUACGGCGGCUUCCUUCGUGUGGCUCUGGCUGAUCCUUUACCGGAGCGUCGCUGGUUCCGUCGAGGAUGGGUUACCUUCCGCCGCGAUGUCAAUAUCAAAGAUAUCUGCUGGAAUCUUAAUAACAUCAGACUUCGCGAGUGCGAAUUGGGUGCUAUAGUCAACCGUGACCUGCAACGUCGUAUCCGCCCAGUGUCUGGCAUCACCCUAGAGCGGCCAGUGUUACGCGCUGAUGCUAGGUUGGCCGCGAGACUCGCACAUCUCUUGGAUACGCGCUCGAAACUGUGGCUAGAAAACUCCGAUGAACAAACUAACGACGACCAAGGAAACCGUAACGAGACCUUUAGCCUAAAUUCAAAGAACCCAGUACUCCAUAAAAUAACGGAGCAUUUAAUAGAAGAAGCUUCAACGGAAGAAGAAGAGUUACUAGGUCUCGAAGCGUCAUCAGAAACUGCCGUUUCCGAACAACCUGACCCGGAGCUCAUUCGAGUUUUAGAUCGUCUUGUACUUUACUUACGUAUCGUACACUCCGUGGAUUACUACAACCAUUGCGAAUACCCUUAUGAAGAUGAAAUGCCUAACCGCUGCGGUAUUAUGCACGCAAGGUCCGGACCUCCUGCUAAUAAGCCAACCCAACAAGAAAUACAAGACUAUGUGAAGACAUUUGAAGGUAAAAUGUCUGCAUUCUUACAAGAUGUUAAACCACUGUCUGACGAGGAGUUGCAGAAACUUGGAAUCAAGGAUACUGAUGCUGAAGUAGAAAAGUUUAUUCUUGCCAAUACCCAAGAGUUAGCGAAAGACAAGUGGCUGUGUCCUCUCAGUGGCAAGAAGUUCAAAGGACCUGAUUUCAUUAGAAAACACAUCUUCAACAAACAUGGUGAAAAGGUGGAGGAGGUGCGGCGCGAGGUGGCGUACUUCAACUCGUACGUGCGCGACGUGCGGCGGCCGCAGCAGCCCGAGCCGGCCGCGCGCGCCCAGCCGCCGCCCGCGCACCCGCCGCCGCCGCAACCCAGGUACGCUGGUGGUCCGGGCGGUCCCGGCGGCCCCGGUGGCGGCCCCGCUGCGGCACGUGGCUGGGGCUGGGGCGGGUGGGCUCCUCCUACAGCGUAUGCACCAAGACAUCCACGCUUCUCUAGACCAAGGGGCGGCGCCGAUUUUCGUCCGGUGAUACACUACCGCGACUUGGACGCCCCACGUGAACCCGACGAGUUCAUAUAA